Molecule: messenger RNA, 1981 nt
Organism: [Torrubiella] hemipterigena
Lineage: Eukaryota; Fungi; Ascomycota; Sordariomycetes; Hypocreales; Clavicipitaceae
Source: the annotation of a GenBank genome assembly
GACCGAUUUGCGGACAAGUCGGAUCUACUAGUGCUGCUGCUGCUACUACUAAACUUUUACAAAUUCAAGCACACAAAAUCGUUGCCUUUCCAAGUUACGCUCUUUGCGGUGAUAUUUCCCUAUUGUGAAAACGAAGCCCACUAAGCUCGCUGUCUACCACUAAGCAAGCAUGAAGCAUGCAUUUGGCAGCUUGCAGCUACUUCUGCUGGCUUGCCUGCAAGAUGUAGUCGGUGCGUCGACGAUACCGCAAGUCGUACUAGAUCCAGUCGCUGGCAAUCACAAAGGCGCUGUAGCCUGUGAGGCGAAGGAAUGUAGCGCCAUCGGUCAAGAUCUGCUUGCUAAGGGCGGAACGGCCGCAGAUGCCAUAGUCGGCACGAUUCUUUGUGUCGGUACUGUAGGCAUGUACCAUUCCGGCAUAGGAGGAGGUGGCUUCGCUUUGGUCCGCAGGCCCGACGGCGAAUAUGAAGCUGUCGAUUUUAGAGAAACGGCGCCCGCUGCUGCCUCUGAAGACAUGUACAAAAAUCACAAGCAAAAGAGCAUUCGUGGCGGUCUCUCAGUGGGAGUGCCCAGCGAGGUGUAUGGCCUGGAGUACCUGCAUAAGAAAUACGGAGCUCUUCCUUGGAAAACUGUUGUCGCAGGCGCCAUAAGAGUUGCGCGUGAUGGUUUCGUAGUGUCCAAGGACCUUGUUAGAAAGAUGAACGAUGAAGUUUCUGGUAAUAGAACAUAUCUCGUGGAUGAUCCAAACUGGGCACUCGACUUUGCACCUAAUGGUACGUUGCUUCAGGAAGGCGACAUCAUGACUCGCAAGAGAUAUGCAGAUACUUUGGAGCGAAUUGCCAACGAAGGAUCUGCCGCGCUUUAUCAAGGCAAGACUGCAAACGAUUUGAUCAGCUUUAUCCGUGAAACUGGUGGAGUCAUGACUCUCGAAGAUCUUCAACAGUACAAGAUCGCGCAUCGCCCAGUUCUCUCCCUUGACUACCGUGGGCUAAAGGUGAAGGCGCUCGGUGCCCCAUCCGGUGGUCCUGUGGCGCUGUACAUCCUGAAGCUGAUGGAGCAAUAUAAGAUGAAUGAUUGGAAUACAGACAAAAAGUUGACAAUCCACCGCUUGUCCGAAGCGAUGCGUUUUGCAUACGCUGCAAGAGGACACCUUGGCGACCCUGGUUUCGGCCAGAGCACUGAUGUGUUGGAGUUUGAACGUCACAUGCUCUCGGACGAGAACAUUGCUUCCACCCAAAAGCGCAUGUCAGAUAACGAGACGAAGUUCCCCACAGAGUAUGAUGAUGAGAAGCUAUUGGCUGUAGAUAGCCACGGCACGUCACACAUGGUGGCUGCUGAUCGAUCUGGUCUCGUCAUCUCGCUGACGACUACGGUCAACUUGAACUUUGGCGCCAGAAUCAUGGAACCAAACACGGGCAUUAUCCUUAACGAUGAAAUGAACGAUUUUUCCAUCCCGGGUGUCAGCAAUGAGUUUGGCUUCGCGCCAUCAGAGGCAAACUUCAUCCGCCCCUUUAAGCGUCCACUCUCUUCAAUGACACCGUUGAUAGCCGAGCUCCCAGAUGGAACAUUCUUCGCUACCGCCGGUGCUGGUGGUGGUUCGCGCAUCAUCUCGGCCACAGCGCAAACCAUGUGGCACUUAAUCGAGCACAACAUGACUAUGGCAGAGGCCAUGACAUUCCGUCGAGUUCACGACCAGCUCAUUCCAAACACCAUCACCAUGGAGAGAGAGUACCCCGAUGCUAACAAUGUGCAUCAAUAUCUCCGUGCCAAGGGACAUUCCGUCACGUCCGUCUGGCCAGGCUUGAGCGCCGUGCAGGGCAUCAUGAGAAACGAAGACGGCUCUUUUGAGGCCGUUGGAGAGCCUAGACAAAAUAAUAGCGCUGGAUAUACUGCAUAAGAAGAUCUUCCUAUGUAUACAACAUGUAUUAAUUUGGAAUCUAGAUACAUAUUACGUCAAUAUCACGAAGUUUUGUUAAAAACAAGC